AGUAGCCCGGCAAACGGGAGACCUAUUCCUGUCGCAAGAAAACAACACGGCACUUUAGCGAGCCUCACAGUAACCCGCUGCGCUAGCGGCUUGUGCUUAUAGUACUGCUCUAUUGACUUUGGAGUUUUGUCCAUCUCAUCGAGCUUGGGGCUGCCACUUGCACUUGCAGUUUACAGCGAGAGCAACGUCAAGGUCAAGGGUUUAGAAAGCACUGCGCGCCUGCAACUAUUUCUUAGGCUGUUUAUCUACGCACGCGCUCGCAGUGGCGCGCACGGUGGCGCGACAACUGCAGACGGGGCAGCCCAAGGCUCCAGUGCAAGGGUCAGCGCUAAUUAGCGAACUGACAUUGCCAAGAUGGUGAAAAGUAAAAAGCCAGGCGAGAAGAAGAAAACAAGAGCAGAUGAAUCUGGCGACGACGAAGACUUCGGCUUUGACGGGGCUUCGGACAGCGGAGACGACGCGGCUGACCGGCUGCUGCCAGGAGGAGCUCCGGACCUAUCACUGGAUGCGUUGCGAAAGGUCUUUCACCUGCCCUGUGUGGACGCCGCGGCAGCGCUGGGGGUGGCGCACUCCAAACUAAAGCGGCGCUGCCACAAGCUUCGGAUUUCGCGCUGGCCGCAGCGCAAGCUGGCGUCGCUCGUGUUCCUGCGGGAUGCACUCCCAAACGACCCCCGACUCACGGAGCCACAGCGAGCGUACAUUGUGACUAAGAUUGAUGACGAGUACGGCCGGGUGAUGCGCGACCCCAACCACCCGCUGGACAAAGAGCUGGAGCAGCUGCGCAAGUCCAACUACAAGCUGAACUACAACCGAAAGCUGAAGCAGGCCAACAAGCGCGGCGGCUCGCCCGCUGACGACCUGGACGCGCCGCCGCCACGCUCCUCGGGCGGCCGGCGGGCCGGGCCCCGCGGCGGCAGUAAGGGCGACCUGGCCGGCGGCGACGGCGGCUCCUGGCGCUCUCCCACCUCCACUGGCGGCAACUCAGACUUAGGGGGCUUUGGCGGCGCCCCCCUGGGCGGCCUGCCGCUGGGAGGGCUGGGCGGCGGGCCCGGGGGCGGCGGCGGCGGCGGCAUUGACGGGCCGAUGCCGGCCAUCCCCACGCUCAUGACUGGUGGGCGUGGCCCGCGGGUGGGCCCGCCCGGGCCGCUGUCCCUGGCCGCGGUGGGCGGUGGCGCGGGCACGCCGACCGCCAGCGGCGCGGACAGCGGCGGCGGCCCCGGCGGCCCGCUGGCGCUGCCGCCGUCGGGCGGGCUUGGCCUGGGGCUGGGGCUGCAGCUGGGGCCGGGUGGCGGCGGUGGCCGCGGUGGUGGCGGCGGGCCGAUGGGGUACGUCGGGGGCCCAGGCGACUUGGGGCCGGGCCCAGGCGGCUGGGAUGGCGGGCCGGAUGACGACAUGCACGGUGCCGGCGGGCCGUCGCUACUGCUGGCGGGUGCAGGCGGUAUGGGCGGAGGCAUGGGCGGCGGCGGCGGUGGGGGCCUGUACCCGACGCACUCGGAGCCGCUGCCGGUGGGUGUGGGGGGCGGCAGCGCCGCCAGCAGCCCGCGCAACCUGGUGCAGCGGCGGCUGGGCGGCGUGGGCAGCAACAGCGGGCACGGCGGCCCUGGGCGGCGGUCCUCGCUGGAGCGUAUGGCGCUGCUGAGUGUGGUGGCGGACGGCAAGGUGGUCAAGCAGGCAUCGAGGCGCCAGAGCGGCAGCGGCAGCGGCGGCGCCACGCCUCAGGCACUGGGGCUGCAGGCGCCCGGCUCGCCGCGCGGCUCGGGGCCGCGCUCCCCGCGGGCGCUGCCACGCGCCAUGGCCAGCCCGGGCGGCGCCGCCGGUCGUGAGGGCCUGCUGGACUCCAUGUGGGGCGGCGGCAGCGGCGGCGGCCCGGGGCAACAGCGCGGCGGCGGCGUCCGGGGCGGCAUGCCGGGCGACGGCGGCUGGAUCGGGCCGCCUAGCGGCGGGGUGGCCGGUGGCAGCGGCCCUCUGGGGCGGCCUCACAGCCCGGACCUUGGGCCACACAUGGGUGGCGGCGGCAUGCCGUUGCAGGCACUGCAGAGCGGCGGCAGCGGCUACGGCCCGGCGCACAGCGGCGGCUACGGUGGACCCGGUGGCGGCGGCGGGGACAUGGGCGCGGGGCCGGGGCCGGGGCCGGGGCACUACAACGACAUGUCGGGGCGGGGCCAUCACGACAGCUACGGCUCCGCCCCAGGCAGUUACGGCCCCAACAGCGCCAGCGGGGGCGGAUACGGCGGGCCAGGUGGCGGUGGCGGCGGCCAGGGCGGCGGCAUGGGUGGAUAUGGCGGCGGCGGGGGCCGCGGCGGGGGCUACGGCCCCGGCCCUGGCGGCGGCGGAGGCGCCCCUGGCGGCGGCGGAGGCGGCGGCCUGGCGGCUGCCGGCGUCAACGCCAUUCUUGGCGAUGCCGACGUGGCCAUCCUGGCAGGCCUCAGCCACCGGCCGUCUCUGGGCAUGGAGCAGCUGUCGGCCGAAGAGCUGGCGCUGCUCGGGAUCCAGGGCGCGGAUCGAGACCUGCUGCUGGAUCCAAUUGCCGACGCCAGCCUGGAUCCGCUGGUGGAUCUGUUGCUGCUAGGCGAUGCGCUGGGCGGCAACGGUCGCGGCGGGCCGCAAGGCGGCGGCGGCGGCGGCGGCGCGGCUGCUGACGGCUACAGCGCGCAGCGGCGUAUCUCCGAGGCGCUUGCACCGCUGCUGGGUGGCGGAGUUGGCGGGGGCUUAGGAGGUGGCGGCGGCGGAGGUGGAGGAGGCGGAGGCGGGUACGGCGGCGAUGUGAUGGCGGGGCCGGUGGGCGUGUCGUCGCUGCUGCGGCACCCUGGUGGUGGUGGUGGCGGCGGAGGAGGAGGCGGCCUUCUGGCGGGUGUCAGCGCCGGCGGCAGCGUCAGCGCACCGCACCGGCAGCACCGACUGUCCUCCGUCACGGGCGCUGGCGGCAACGGGCCGCAGCAGCGCACCAGCCGCUUCGCCAGCAGCUCGCUGGACGGCCCGCAGCAGCAUCAGCAGGUCCCGCAGGGCCAGCAGCACAUGCAGCAGCACCCGCACCAGCAGCACAUGCAGCAGCAGCAGCAGGGGCCAGGUGGCUAUGGCAGCCGAGGCCCCGGCUUGGGCCCGCAGCGCCAGUAUGAGGACGAGCCGUGCGGCUACGGCGGUAGCGGUGGCGGCGGCGGUGGCGACGGUGGCGGAUAUGGCAUGGACGGUGGUGGUGGCGGCGGCGGCGGGCCUGGCGGGUACCAGUCUGGCAUGGGGUUGGGCGGGAUGCAGGCGGCACGUACCAGCCUGCACGGGCUUGGCGGCACCGCGCCAGGGUACGGCCCGGGCAGUGGUCCUGGCGGUGGCGGCGGCGGCGGCGGCAGUGACUACGGCCGCCGCAUGGGCGGCCCCGGCCCCGGUCCUGGGGGCCUGGGCGGCAACCCACACGCGCAGCACCUGUUCACAGAGGGCCGCCACUCCGCCCCCGGCCACAUCGGCAUCCCGGGCUGGGACGACCAGCCGGGCGGCGGCGGAGGCAUGGGCGGCCCGGGUCCGGGAGGCGGCGGCAUGGCUGGUGGCGGCGGUGGCGGCUGGCAUGAAGGACCGGAUGAUUGCCGGUCGCGAGGCGUGCAAGGGGGCAUGGAUUCCGGGCUUGGGCCGGAGGGGCAGUUCAUGGGUCGCGGCGGCGGCGGCGGCCGCGGCAUGGCAACGGGCUAUGGUGGCAGUGGCAGCGGCGGUGGCGGUGGCGGCUGGUUUGACCGCGGCGGUGGCGGCGGCGGUGGUGGGGGGCCCAUGGGCAGCGGCAGUGCCGGUGCGCCGCCUGUGCCGCAGCAGUACCGUGGCGGCGACUACAGCGGCCCGGGCGGCGGCGGCGGCGGUGGCAGGGGUUCAAUGGGUGGGGACGUUGCUGGCAGCGCAGGCGCGCGGCCGUCGGGCAUGAGCGCCGGCGGCUCACAGGGCCAGGGCCCGAUGCGGCGCGGCAUGGACCCGCUGGACGGCGACAUGCCGCCGGCAAUGGGCGGCCGCGGCGCGCCGCCACGCAGGAACUCCUUUUCAGAGCGCAUGGGGCCGGGCGGUGGUGGAUACGGCGGAGGAGGCGGCGGAGGAGGAGGAGGCGGGUAUGGCACCGGCUAUGGCAGGCCGAACACGGCAAAUGGAGGGCCAGACAGUGGGGGCGACUGGGGCGACCGUGGCGGCGGUGGUGUUGGUGGCGGUGGCGGAAGUGGCCAGUUGGGCCAGCCGUUCAGCCGGCAGGAGCAGCAGUCGGCGCGGGAGCAGCUAGCGAGGGCGAUGAUGCGCGGCGGCAGCAGCAAUGGCGGCGGGAGCGGCGGCCCGGCGGCGCUGUUGGCGGCGCAGGGCCAGGGUGGUAACAGCGGAGGCGGCGCUGGUUCUGGGCGCACGCACCUCUCAGGGGCGCUGACUGGCGGCCCCACGGGGCCUCACGGGGGAGUCAACUCACCACCGCCCGAGACCAUAGCAUCUUUGCAGGGCUUGCGGCUGCGCAACGAAAUGGACGACUACGGCCAGCGCCACCCGCAGCACUACCAGCAGCACCAGCAGCACCAGCAACACCCCCACCAACGCGACAUGGGCGGCCCCGGCAUGGAGCAGCAGGCCUACCGCCAGCAGCACCAGCAGCACCAGCAGCACCAGCAACAGGGCCCGCCGCACCCCCACUCGCACCGACGGCAGCAACAACAACACGACCCCCCGCACGGCGGCUAUGAUGGCCGGCAGCCGUACCGAGGGCCGCCGGGCGGCGGCGGUGACGGGCCCAGGACAGGUGGCCGGUAUAAUGACGGCUACGGCGGCCCUGGCGGGCCUGGCGGCGGCGGCGGCGGCGGACGGUACGAUGCCGGCCCUGGCGGCGGCCGCUUUGAAGGCGGCGGUGGCGGUGGGCCAGGCGGAGGAGCCGGCGGCGGCUACUACCCGGGUGACCCCAGCGGCGGCCGAGGUGCCGGGCCCCGCCGGGUUUCGGACAGCAUGAGCGGCGGCGCAGGGGGGGGCCGCGGCGGCGGCGCCGGCGGCCCGGGAGGCGGCGCCGGCGGCGGCCCGGGCGGCUACUACGGCGGCGGACCGAGCCCUGGGCCAGGUGCCGGAGGCGCCCCGCGCUUCAGCCGCACCUCCGACAACAUGGCCGUGGGCGGCGGCGGCCCUGGUGGCGGCGGGCCGGGCCCCGGCCCUGGCGGCAGCGGUGCGGGUCUGUUGGAGGCGCUGGACCAUCAGCUGGAGGGCAUUGACGCCUUCGUGGAUCGCAACCUGGAUCUGCUGCGGCGCAACAGCGGUGGAUUUGGAUCCUUCAUGGCCGAGAUGGGCCUGGGCCGCGGCGACCUGGGCGGCCUCAGCUUCUCCGGGGCCGGCGGCAUGAGCUUCACGGGCGCGGGCGGGGGAGGCGGCGGCGGCGGGCCGAACGGCCCUGGCAGCAGCAUGAGCUACGGCCCGGGGCCGGAUGGCGUCGGGGGCGGCGCUGGGCCGGGCGGCGGCGGCGGCGCUGGGCUGAUGGGUGGCCUGGGCAGUAUGGACCUGGAGACGAUGCGGGAGAGCCUGCGGCGGGAGCUGCGGCAGGGUAGCAUGGAGCAGUGGGACGAUAUGGUGCGGGGCCUGGGGCAGCCCGGGCCCGGCGGCAUGGGCGGAGGGGGCAUGGGCGGUGGCGGAGGCGGGUACUAGUGAGCGAUAUGGGAUCAGUGCGCCGGGCUCAUUGCUGGUGUGGCCCCCGCGUGCGAGCGCUCCGCAGUGCUUGGGUAUGUGCACUUGGUGGGCACUGGAUGGAAGCUGGGGUGUGCAGCAAUGGGUAGCGAUACCGCCCCAGCUCAGGUUGGGUUUCGCGUGUGAGAGCUAGGCGGGAAUGUGGUCACGUGCUCAGACGUCGGCAGGACAUCCGUCCGUGUGGCUGAGCAGGCUGGGCGGCGGUGUGGGAGUCACCGCUGGUCAUGCGCGCCCAGCACACUCAGGACGGGGCAGCAUGGGGUCGCACCCCGGGGUCGCACUCAGUUCCCGGACACAUGCAUAUGCGUGCGAGCACAUGCCUAUGCAGUGCAUGAUGACGAGAUGAACGCAGGCAAGAAUGUUGCUGUGCUCCAGGCAUUCCGGGCGUUGCAUCGGGCUGGUGAAGUCCAAUAAUGAUGAUUGAAUUGGCUAUCUACUACCGCGCAUGUGCCCAUGUGCACAACCUGAUUAUGGUAGGCACUAGGAUACCAAAGCUGCCGACAGCCUCACGACAUCGAACGGCGCCUUCGCAGGUCAGGACAGUCAAAGGCGAAAUGGGAGUGUGUGUGUGUGUGUCUGUGUGUGUGUAGCUGGAGUGUUGCGAGUUGCGAUUCCUGGUCCGGGGAAGUGGGUAGUCGGUGCGCUCUGGCCCGGAGAAUGGCCUUACAGUAGGUGCGUGCGUUUGUGUUUUUUGGUGACGUCAGGCUGUUCGAGAAGUCUGGGCUGCCAAGGGGCGCAGCUCUCACAGGGUUUAAGCAGGGGCAGAUGUGCGUUUUUGGGACACGGUACCCAUUGUUCAUGCCUGCCAAAGCACGCGUCAGCUGCACGCGGCAAGUAACACCACAAGUGGUGUGUACAGAGUGUGUAGAGAAAAGGGCCGCCUUGGGGGUGUAUGCACGGAUUGCACGCCCACGGCUACCUACGACUGUUGGUGCUUGGUGCAUUGCCGCUUUGGUCAACGGCCAGGUGCAUGGUACUGGUCACACACUGUAAACUCUGAAACAUAU
Chlamydomonas reinhardtii is the source of this 6674-nucleotide messenger RNA. RefSeq lists its product as uncharacterized. The record is from RefSeq and is a predicted model, not a curated record. The transcript has 6 exons. Lineage: Eukaryota; Viridiplantae; Chlorophyta; Chlorophyceae; Chlamydomonadales; Chlamydomonadaceae. The coding region runs from base 355 to 5628 and encodes 1757 amino acids.